AUGACAAGAGCAGCAGCAUCUCAGAUAUGCCUGAAUGCAGGCAGUCGCAGCCGUGCACUGUCUGUCCACGAAGGACUGCGAGGCCUGCGGAUGGCUCGUGAAACAGCAAGUCAUGACGGUGCAAUCGGCCAACAGCCACCCAACGUCAUCGCUUCACAACUUCGACAUGAGGAUCUCUUCGUGAUUCAGCCACCAAUAGUCGGCUUCCAGGCUUUUACUCUCCCCACACAGCCAUCAGAUGCUGGUCCUUCAAAUGAUCCCUCGCAGCGUACGAAGCCGCGUGCGAUUGCGAAGAUACACUGCGACACCGGCAUCACGCUCGGCUUUCUGGCGGAUGCUGUCCAGAGAUUUUUGGGCGGCGCAGGCGAGGGAAACGAUGACACGAAGCAGAUUCUGUUCAAGGCGAUCGUCUCUUUCGCCACCCCGGAUCCAAAGCCGAAGAAGCGCAAUGGUCGGUGUAGCGUCGUUCGUCUAUAA
Messenger RNA from Fulvia fulva, 477 nucleotides. RefSeq lists its product as uncharacterized. Lineage: Eukaryota; Fungi; Ascomycota; Dothideomycetes; Mycosphaerellales; Mycosphaerellaceae. The record is from RefSeq and is a predicted model, not a curated record. Bases 1 to 477 code for a protein of 158 amino acids. The transcript has a single exon.